This is a messenger RNA of Ostreococcus tauri, 1383 nucleotides long. Its product is annotated as Chloramphenicol acetyltransferase-like domain. Gene Ontology annotation, molecular function: dihydrolipoyllysine-residue acetyltransferase activity. The record is from RefSeq and is a predicted model, not a curated record. The coding region runs from base 1 to 1383 and encodes 460 amino acids. Gene Ontology annotation, cellular component: pyruvate dehydrogenase complex. Lineage: Eukaryota; Viridiplantae; Chlorophyta; Mamiellophyceae; Mamiellales; Bathycoccaceae. Gene Ontology annotation, biological process: pyruvate decarboxylation to acetyl-CoA. The transcript is spliced from 2 exons.
AUGUCGAGCGCGGUUUCGAUGCGCGCGAGAGCGUCGCGAGCGAUCACGGGGAAGGUUUUGGCUCGAUCUAGAAACGUCAAGGGCGGGGUCUCGCGACGCGCGCGCGAUGCCUCGGUCAAGGCUGAGGUGAAAGAGAUAUUCAUGCCCGCUCUGUCGUCGACGAUGACGGAGGGGAAGAUCGUGAGCUGGCUCGUCGGUGAGGGCGACUCGAUCGGAAAGGGGGACGCGGUGGUCGUCGUGGAAUCCGACAAGGCGGACAUGGACGUGGAGUCCUUCGUGGACGGGAUCAUCGCGCACAUCUCGGUCGAGGACGGUGAAGUCGCGACGGUUGGGGCGCCGAUCGCGUACGUCGUGGACAGUGAGAGCGAGAUCGAGGCUGCGAAGGCGAAGGCGAGCGGGGGAGCGGCGGCUCCGGCUCCGGCGGCCGCCGCGCCGGCUCCGGCGGCGGCGCCCGCGUCUGCGCCCGCGCCGGCGGCGGCGGCGGCCGCACCAGCGGCUCCGGCGCCGGCGGCGCCGGCGGCGCCGGCCGGUCGCAUCGUCAAGCACAAGGUUGACCUCAAGAACGUCCGAGGCUCCGGCUUGAACCGACGUAUCACCGCGUCUGACAUCGAGGCUGCCGCGGGCUUGCCGCCGACGCCGGCGGCUAACGCCGCGCCGGCGGCGGCCGCCGCUCCGGCGCCGACGAAGCCGCAAGCCGUCGCGCCGCCGGCGCCGACGGGAACCAUCGUGCCGCUGUCCGGCAUGCAAGCCGCCGUGGCGAAGAACAUGCUUCCAUCUCUCUCCGUGCCAGUGUCGCGCAUCGCGAUGAGCAUCUGCACCGAUGAGUUCGACAAGCUGUACGCUUCCCUCAAACCGAAGGGCGUUACCAUGACCGCGCUCCUCACCAAGGCAAUCGGCGUCGCGCUCGCGCAGCACCCGAUCAUGUACUCCACCUACCACGACGGUAAGGGCAUCGAGUACAACGAUAAGGUGAACAUCGCGUGCGCCGUCGCUCUCGAAGACGGUUUGAUCACGCCGGUUCUUAGAGAUUGCGCGAACACGGAUGUCUACCAAAUCGGCCGCGACUGGAGCGGUCUCGUGAAGAAGGCGCGCGGCUCUGGUUUGUCCCCGGCCGACUACGCCGGCGGUAACUUCACCGUCUCCAACCUCGGCAUGUUCGGCGUCGACCAAUUCGACGCGAUCUUGCCGCCGAACCAAAGCUGUAUUUUGGCCGUUGGGUCGUCCAAAAAGACUGUCGUUCCGGUCGGUGGAAUGAUUGGCGUCAAGAGCUUCAUGACUGUGAACAUCGUUGCCGAUCACCGCCACAUCAACGGCAACGUCGCGGCGGACUUUGGCAAGACGCUGCGAGAUGUCAUUGAGAACCCUGCGAGCUUGACGAUGUAA